CGGUUGGGUCACACACCAGGCCGUACGGCGCGUGGCGUAAUCGACGCAAACGCGCGCGGCAAGUGGACUAGGCAAGCACACAACAAACCGCACCAUAAAUAUUCCCAACAAAGCCAAGUUUUUGCGGAGAACGCGAACUGUCGAGACCGCGAUCGCGGUGCGUGCGUGCGUGCUCGAAGGGUUUCGUGUGUGGUCGCGUCCCAGAAGGCGCAAGCUUGCUGGCCGCGUGAGUAACAUGUAGGCGCGCUCGGGGAAGACGCGCAAAACCGGCUGCGGCUCGCGGCUUCCAGUGCUUCACGCGGCAGAGCCCGCAAAGGGGACGGCGCCGUUGUCAAUCGAGGAUUGCAUGUGGCCGUCAGUCGAGCCGCAUGACGACGCACUGCAUCGGGCACGAUUUAUGUUUGCCGUCAGAAUAAUGGCCGAAAAAGUAGACAAGUGAAUCGAUAGGUCAUCGUGGGGGUUUGUUCUUGGGGCUCGUGGCUAGCUUGUGAUAGAAAGGGCCGUUCGGAAGCAAAUCGGAGAAGAAAGUGAAGGGAAGCUGUAGAAGGAAGUGCAAAUAUCGCGUCAGCAAGAAACCCGGUCAACCUCCUUACUUGCCGCCAACAAGUUCAGAGUGCAGCCGCAUUGUGCCGGCUCGUGCGGUGUUUACAAAGGGAGCAGUGUCUGUUGGCUCCGUGUGUCAAUAUAGGCUUGGCCGUAUGAUUCGCAAGAUUUUCUAAGGGUCUGAACCGCCUCCGAGCCGAGGCGAAGGACGCACCUUUACGCGGAACGAAUGGAGCGCUAAUCGGCAAUCGGUUUCCUUCCAGCGAUCGAUGCCGCCAUCGAUGGCAACUAUAGAUUCAGAAACACUACGGUCCUGCCAUUGGAAUGAUCAGACGAUUGGGCGCUGUCCAUGUUCACCGCAGAGCGCAACCGUAUCCACGUUUGGGCCGGCCGAGCCAACUGCUAUGGCCAGUAGCACCGAGCUCAGCGAAACGGAAAUGUCUCCUACGGUACAGUCAGAAGCGACGACGACCAUCGAGCCAGUAACCGGAUCGGACGGAGCAGCAGUCAGUGCCGGACCGCCAUCGGUACCAUCUUCACCGACCGACCUCGGUGGGCGGAAGUUCCUGGCCGGAAGUCCCGGUGACUUGCCGAGCGUUGCGCUGGUACCGGAGGAGAGCCAUGCCGACGACAGCCGCAAUAGCAGCAGCAGCAAUAACAACAGUGCUAGCAUGAAAUGCCUAAACUUUGGCCGCCCAUCCUCGACCCCACACCACCACCACCACACAAGCGACGAGCCCGCGGACAGUGAGAGCGGGCGGUUCCAGCCGACCCCAACGUUAGAUAGCGCCGACGGUAAUCAAUUCGACGGCCACAGCCUUAGCUGCCGGAAGAUGGGUACCAGUGGUUCCGUGAUAGUCGCCGGCGGCGACGAAAAUCCCCGGAAACCGGUCGCCGCCGCCGUCAGUGGGUUGGCGCGCGGGCUCGCCGACGUGGUCCGGGUGUCGACCAGCGUGCCGCAACCGGUGAUCAUCCGGACCGAGUCGCCGGCCGAAGCGCGGAUGUCGCAAGGUCAAGAUAACGACGACAUGCUGGAGGCGUCGAACCGGUCCGAGUCGCAGCUCGAGAUCGGCACGGCCUGCAUCGACGGCGGUGGUGGCCGCGGCGGCGGGGUCGGCGGGCUGAAGGGGCGCGUGUUGCCCAAGCUGCAGACGCUCGACCAGACGACGCGCCCGAUCUACCCGAACGUCCCGUACAGCCCGUACAACAGCCCGUACGGAAGUCCGCGCAGUGGCCGCCGGAGGACGCCGCUGCGGGAGUCGCGACGCGUGUCGAUCGAACAGUCGGGCAGCUUUCUGCAGCUGAACCAGUACAAGCUGCUGGAUCAGAUCGGACAGGGUUCCUACGGGCUGGUGAAGCUGGCGUACUCGGAAGAAGACUCGACGCACUACGCGAUGAAAAUCCUCUCGAAGCGGAAGCUCCUGCGGAAGGCGGGCCUGAUGCGGCGUGGCCCCAAGCGCGGCACCUCGCCCCUGGACCGGGUCUACCGGGAGAUUGCCGUCCUGAAGAAGCUGGACCAUCCGAACGUGGUGAAGCUGGUCGAGGUGUUGGAUGAUCCGUUGGAGGACGAUUUCUAUCUUGUUUUCGAGCUGGUGCAGCAGGGCGAGGUACUGAGCAUCCCGACCGAUACGCCCCUGAGCGAGGAACGUGCCUGGAAUGUGUUUCGGGACGUGCUGCUGGGUGUCGAAUAUCUGCACUACCAGCGCAUCAUCCACGGCGACCUGAAGCCGGCCAAUCUGUUGCUGUCGGACGUGGGCGGUGUAAAGGUGGCCGACCUGGGCGUUUGCAACGAGUUUCUCGGCGAGGACGCGGCCAUGAACAAUGGGUCGACGGCGGGUACACCGGCAUUCCGGGCCCCGGAGACGCUGCUGCCCGGGCAGCACUUCUACAAUGGCAAGGCGGCGGACAUCUGGGCGCUCGGCGCAACCCUGUACUCGCUGGUCCACGGCAACGUACCGUUUAUUGCGAUGUCCGUGCCAGGCGUGUACGAGAAGAUCAAAAACGAUCCACUCGAGUUCCCGCCGACCAGCGGCAUCAGCGAGGAGUUGCGCGAUCUGAUCGGCCGGAUGCUGGACAAGGACCCGCAGCAGCGCAUCACGCUGCCCCAGAUCAAGGAGCACCCGUGGCUGACGAAACAGGCCACCGUCCGGCUGCCGACGGAGGAGGAAAACUGCCGCCUGGUACAGAUCAGCGACGAGGAUAUGAGCAGCGUGGUCAAGAGCAUCCCGAAGCUGGACACGCUGAUCCUCAUCAAGACGAUGCUGAAGAAGCACUCGUUUCAGAACCCGUUCACCAAGGGCAUCUCGGGACGGGCACCCCAGGCCGGUGGCUCCAGGUUAGAGCGGUUCUGUCGCUCGGGACGCUCCAACUCGGCGCCGGGCGAUUACCACACGUCCGAGCGUCAAUCAUCCAACGAAUCACUGCUUCCGUCGGUUACCGAAGGGGUCACAAGCCCACUUGGGAGCCCUGAACAGACCACCAUCAGCAUCACCUCGGCGAUGGACAGCCUUACAUUGAUAUCGGAUACUUCCAAUCCAUCCUCCAGCACUGACAAUGACAGCACAACGUUACUUCAAGCACACGCGGGAUCCACCAUCGAGCGGAAGGACAGCGCACGUGUCGGCGAUCCCAGAAAUGCUCAAGCAAUUUGAAAAUAUGAACUCGCAUAAUGGAAACCCAACCAGGCCGUUGAAGGUGUUGGCUCCCGUUGGCAAGCAAUAUGCGAACGGAGGCCGGAAUAAAACUACUGUAACGACGUGCAAUAGAUAAUCCUUGAUGCAAACUUCCUUCUAGCGUGUAGUGAAUGUGAAGAAGCAUUACUGUUAAGGCUCGACUUAGAUUACGAUCGUGUUUCUCUACUAGUUAUUCUCGAGCACAAAUCACCGGGAUCACACUAUUAUGUUAAAGUCCACCGGGAAGUAACGGGCCUUCGAAGCUUGGCGCCUUUUGGGCACACUGGCAGACCAACUGGCUACGGGAAACUGGUGUUGGGGGUUCGCACAAAAAGAAAAACAUGUCCCUCAGCAUCGCAAAAACAGUUUUUUAUCGACAGUUUGGCGACCUAGUAGUUAACGCUUGAUGCGCGUUAUCGAUGAUGACACAUUUUGUAACACGUAAAAUGUUGUAACAUAUUCAUUCGAGACAUUCCAGACUGCGAAAAAAAGGCGGUUACUGAGUGUAAUUCAGAAUUAAAUACGCUUUAUUACGCUAAGGAAGGUUUUACUGAAAUCCUCCACUCGGAAAGUAAAUCUCACUGUCACACCCUAUCGUACCUUUGAUAAGGAGUCGUUGGACGGUUCUGAACUGAAGUUCAGUGUAGUUUUCAAGGAUCAAGUUAAUCGAAAUGAUGGAGCCAAUAAAUUGACGCAUUCUAAUCGUUCCACUAUUGCAUUCUUGUGGGUUUUAAUUUUUUGGAUAGCUACCUAACAUACUCUGCUGUUGCUAGUGGUGCCUGUUGACAGCAUAGUACAAUUCCAAUGAUAGAGCUAGGCAAAAUGGUUUCCCAUUACUUGUGGGGCUGUUGGAAUUCAUAAUAACAAUUUUAAAUUUAGUGUAAUUAGAUGUGUUUCCUCCAAAGAAACGGGUUUUAGUGUUAGGUUUUUACAUUGUUUUAGUGUUAAAUAUAGAGAUGAGUGGAGAUCGUACCCUAAAUUUUUGCUAGGAGAUCCGAAAACGCACAUCAACAACGCGCAGGGUACGCGCCGAGAGCAAUAAGACUUUUGUUACGCAAAUGCACUGUACUCUUGGUACUCGUUUUUGGAAUGUUGCCAGAGGCAUUAAAGGAGUGUUAAUACAACUGAAACACAUUGAUUUAUACCUUGCCUUUGAUACGUCACCGUUUCAUGUUGCUCUUCUGUUUUUUAUUGUAAAAUUCCCCUUGUAAAUUGCAUCAGAGCUUCUAGCUUAAGAAUUGAACUGUUGUAGCUUGAACUGUUGUAUUGCAUUACAAACAUGACCUAUUGAGCAUAAGCAUGUGUUGCCCCGUGAUUUAAAUACAACGAGAAAUUAUGUUUUUGGAACCAAAUGUUUUCUAGUGCAAAGAAGCAAACCGAAGGAGAAACGAUUCAAACAUAAACACGGAAUGCAAUUUAUGCAGUAUCACAAACCGUGGCACGACCAGAAUAUGAACCAAGUCCAAUGCUUUAAAUAGUUGAUACAUUGCAUUGUAAACUAGAGUCAGUGUACCUUGCGAAUGAGAGUCGUUGAAGAUAGGAAAGAUAGAAACAUGAGUCAUUGAAGAUAGGAAAAGGGUACACGUUGUUAGAUAAAACCGUUACAUUUCAAAAUGUUUUAAGAACUGUAGCCAAUUGAGCGAAACGGUCUGGCUUAAUACGAAAAAUUGCAAACAAAACGGUAUUGCUAAUCAUCUUAAUGAGAUGCUGAUAACAAUGGAUCACAAAUCACGCAAACACAUGAAAUGUGAACAUUUUAGCAAUUCCCACAAUUGAACAACAAAAACCAUUAAAAAGCGAAACACAGAGCAAAGCAUUUGAUCAAAAUAACUACGAGUCUGCGGUUUUGUAAGUACAUUUUGCUAUCUGACCCACUAAAGCAUAUCACUGAGCACCGACCGAAUUGGAUUACUAGAAGGAUUGAGAGAACAAGGCGCUGUAGAGUAUCAGAACGCCCGGAACGGGACACAGGGGUGUUAUGAAUGAAAAACUUAAGCAAAAUCCUACAACCUGAAAGCCCAAUUAUGAAUUACGCUGACACUUUACAUAUUAAGCGGCAAUGGAUCGAUGAAAUCAGCCAAACAAUCUAGUUGCGUGAUAAGAAGUCCCGGAGAGGGGCGCAAAGGGUCCACGCAAUUCUGGCUAAGCUUUCCUCUCGUUGGAACCCUUACGAUAGUGAUAGUUAAGCAAAGAAGUAAAGAUAAAGAGAAGUCAAAUAUUCUUAACUUUUUUAUAAUACUAUUGCUCUUUUCAUAUUUCUCCAUUUGAGCGUAACCGUUAAGAUCCAGAUCAAUACGCAAUGAAUUGGAAAAUGCCAAAAUGCACAAGAAUUAUAAAACAAGACGAAGAAACACAUAAAACCUACUACCUAGCAAAUGAAGCUCGUUGCAAGUUUAAUCUAACAUUCUCGAUGGAUAUAUAAAAUCCCUUUUCAACGGUGCACGCGUGGAAAUGCUUCAAUACUUAAACAUUAACGGCACACUUUUUCUCUCAUCUGCACUCUCUAAUUACUUGCACGAUAAUGUAUGGACUUUUCUCUUUCUUCGCCUCUUGCCAGUAAUUACUCUAAAUACUAGACGCUGUUGCAAUAGUCUCACCGGUACCGUGCAAAAUAUAAUCAGUAACUAACUAGCAAACAGCAAAUGCAAUCGUAAUCGAUUUCCCGUAGCUUAAUUAAGCAGACAUUUUUUGCAUAAGUUUAUUUCAGUUUUAACUAAUUGAAUUUACUCUCCGUUGCAACUGGACAAUCAUGCUUGACUAUUUUAUUUGGCUUCUGGGAUACGCGGACAGCCGGAAAUUCAAUUGGCCCAAUUGUUAGUUCGAAAAGCAUAUGAGAACCCUAUUUGUAAUUACGUGGAAUUGUACCGUAAACUCUACGGUCGCGGUGUGAUUAAGAAAUUCUGCAUAUAAUUUUAUACUAUGCAUUAAAGCACAGAGAACCGUUCAAAGUUGUUCAUUUGGAAUCGGCCAAGCAGAUUGCCAGUUAUUUGACAACCUUCAAGGCGAGCAAUUUAAAGUUUAAUUAUACACAGUACCGAGCUCCUAGCUAAGCACCAUGAAAGGUUAUACAAUCGAUUAUGCCAGAAAGGGUAUAUAUUUUAAAGUCUACAAAAACUAACAAGGGUAUAAGAUUGAAGCAAAUAAA
Anopheles bellator is the source of this 6360-nucleotide messenger RNA. Its product is annotated as calcium/calmodulin-dependent protein kinase kinase 1. Gene Ontology annotation, biological process: protein phosphorylation; positive regulation of protein kinase activity; intracellular signal transduction. The record is from RefSeq and is a predicted model, not a curated record. The transcript is spliced from 10 exons. NCBI's taxonomy places the organism in Eukaryota, Metazoa, Arthropoda, Insecta, Diptera, Culicidae. The coding region runs from base 813 to 3194 and encodes 793 amino acids. Gene Ontology annotation, molecular function: calcium/calmodulin-dependent protein kinase activity; calmodulin binding; ATP binding. Gene Ontology annotation, cellular component: cytoplasm.